AUGCUAGCCCUUCCUGCUAGCAUCUUGGAACCCCAACCUGGUAGGUUGGGAUCUACCACACCAGCCAGUGUUACUCAGGGUCUGAGUGAAAAGGUGUCCAAGUGCUGUGACCUAAAGGUGUACAACCCAAUCAAUGAAAUAUGUUGUCAAUCAACCAUCAUAUCAAAACGUGGACCAAUGGCUGAAUGCUGUGGUAAAGAUGUUUUUGAUAAGGACAAGCAGUUGUGUUGUGGUCCAGCUGAUAAUAAGACAAUUCUGGUGAGGAAUUCCCGUCACCAUGAGUGCUGCGGUCACAGCCAGUAUGACACUGAGACUCAGUGCUGCUGUUCAAAUGAGAAGUUGGAGAUACAAUCGAAGGAUUCAUCCUGCUGUGUCAGGAAUUUCACUCCAGGUGUGGAAAAACAGAUCACAGAGCUUCAACCCAACUGCACUGAACCAAACACACACCUCUGUGGGUCAUCAUGUUACAAUCCAAAGGAAAGUCAGUGCUGUGAGAGAAAUCAAAAGCCUCACUGGUUCUGUGCCUCAGUGUGA
Pundamilia nyererei is the source of this 534-nucleotide messenger RNA. Its product is annotated as galaxin-like. The coding region runs from base 1 to 534 and encodes 177 amino acids. The record is from RefSeq and is a predicted model, not a curated record. The transcript has 7 exons. NCBI's taxonomy places the organism in Eukaryota, Metazoa, Chordata, Actinopteri, Cichliformes, Cichlidae.